This is a messenger RNA of Acanthisitta chloris (rifleman), 777 nucleotides long. It is a transcript of the gene POU2AF1, whose product is annotated as POU class 2 associating factor 1. Gene Ontology annotation, cellular component: RNA polymerase II transcription regulator complex. Lineage: Eukaryota; Metazoa; Chordata; Aves; Passeriformes; Acanthisittidae. The record is from RefSeq and is a predicted model, not a curated record. The coding region runs from base 1 to 777 and encodes 258 amino acids. Gene Ontology annotation, biological process: positive regulation of transcription by RNA polymerase II. The transcript is spliced from 5 exons. Gene Ontology annotation, molecular function: DNA binding; POU domain binding; transcription coactivator activity.
AUGCACUGGCAAAAAUCUUCUGCUCCAGACCAGCAGCCACAGCCUCGUCCCUACCAGGGUGUCCGUGUGAAGGAGCCAGUGAAGGAGCUGCUGAAGAGGAAAAGGGGCAAUGUCCACAAUGCCAAUGCAGCAGCAGCUCCAGCGGUUGUUUUGCCCCAUCAGCCACUUCCUUCUUAUUCCUCAAUGGGCCAGCCUUGCAUUGACAUGGAUGCUGCUGCCCCUACAUUGCCUGUCCCAGAGGAAGGAGCUCCCUGCUCUGGCUGGAUCUCCCAGCCCUCUCCCACACCCCUGCAGCCUCUCCCUCAGUGGACCUCUUACCCUGAGUACAUGUCCCACGAAGCUGUGAGCUGUCCCUGCACUGCAGACAUGUAUGUUCAGCCCAUGUGUCCCAGCUACACCUUGGUUGGACCUUCAUCUGUGCUGACUUACACUUCUCAGCCACUGAUCACCAAUUUUGCACCCAGAAGCACCACCCCUGCUGUCGUGCCUCAGCUGGAGGGGUCGGAGCAGCAGGCAACGCUCACCUACUUCCCCUUCCCAUGGGCACAGCCCCUCUCUGCCCUGCCAGCCUCCCCUCUGCAGUACCAGCCAGCUUCUUCCACACUGCCAGGGCCCCAGUUUGUGCCUGUGCCCAUCUCCAUCCCUGAGCCAGCCCCCCAGGAGCUGGAGGACGCCCGACGAGCCAUUGGAGCGUUGCCCAUCGAGAAGUUGCUGCUGGAAGACGAAGACAACGAUACGUAUGUGUUAAACCAUGCUCUCUCUGUUGAAGGGCUUUAA